GGUCAAAUCUAUGUGGCAGAUGAAAGGAAUCAUCGAGUCGUGCGUUGGUGUGAAGGAGAUGAUGAAGGUGAAAUUGUUGUUGGUGGAAAUGGUUUUGGAACUCAAUCAAAUCAAUUGAAUUAUCCCAGAGGUUUAGCAUUUGACAAUGAAGAAAAUCUUUAUGUUGUUGAUCAAAAUAAUCAUCGAAUCCAAAAAUAUGAAAAAAUUUGA
This is a messenger RNA of Adineta steineri, 210 nucleotides long. NCBI's taxonomy places the organism in Eukaryota, Metazoa, Rotifera, Eurotatoria, Adinetida, Adinetidae. The record is from the annotation of a GenBank genome assembly.